Nymphalis io (European peacock) is the source of this 1277-nucleotide messenger RNA. Its product is annotated as sperm flagellar protein 1-like. Gene Ontology annotation, molecular function: microtubule binding. Gene Ontology annotation, biological process: regulation of cytoskeleton organization. The transcript has 5 exons. Gene Ontology annotation, cellular component: axoneme. Lineage: Eukaryota; Metazoa; Arthropoda; Insecta; Lepidoptera; Nymphalidae. The record is from RefSeq and is a predicted model, not a curated record. Bases 55 to 1110 code for a protein of 351 amino acids.
ACGAGUUGAAUAUUAAUUUAAAUAAAUACACUAUUUGUAAAAAUUAAAAAAAAAAUGUCCGCUCUAGAUUUACCUAUCCCGCUAACGGACAUAGAAUCAGUUUUAGCGUGGGUAGACACCUACAAGUUAUCCAGACCCACAAGGAAAAUUAAUAGAGAUUUUUCUGACGCUGUUCUUCUAGCAGAAAUCUUUAGCGUACACUAUCCGAAGCUGGUUGAAAUGCACAAUUACCCGCCAAGAAAUCGUCACUCGCUGAAACUGAAUAACUGGAUGACGUUAAAUAGAAAGGUGCUCAAGAAACUGAAGCUGAAUCUGUGCACCAACACGAUGGCACAGCUGGCUAAUUGUGCACCAGGGCUGAUUGAGCGGGUGCUUGUUAUGGUUCGGGACAAAAUCCAAAGAGAUCAAGAUAUCAAUAAAAGCUUAAAAGAAGCUGAACAAAACUUAUCCAGCGGUGGCAGUUACUACGAAGCCUGUGGAGACGAUGAACACAUAUUAGUCGUUCCCAUUAAAACCAGAGUCAAUGGUGUACUAGAAACUAUUCAAAAAAAAGUUGUUAUUCACGAUUCUUAUCUUGCAAUCAAAGAGGAACUAAAAGAUGCUAAAGAUUGCUCAGAUGUCCUGAGGCAGAAGGUUGAACAUUUGGAUAGUUUGCUUAAACUAAAAGAAGAGAGGAUAGAAGAGUUACAAAAACAAUUAGAAAGGAAACAAACGAGACGUAAAGAAGUUGAAGCUCUUCAGAACAGUCUGUCAGUUCCUUUCGAACCAGAACCACCUUCUCCUAAAUUAAUUGAGAUUGUGAACGUACCAAGUAGACCAUUAUCGGUCAAAUCGUAUGAAUCCGAAGGAAGAUUAGUCAAAGAAGAAUCCAGAAUUCCAAUACCUGUAUCAGAUCAAGCCAAAUCGAAGCCAAGUAUAACUGAAGUCACGUCAAAAGACUUCUCCGAGGAUCAAUGCGUUAAUGUUGAAAAAAUUAAAUCGGAUGUUUUUAAAGAAAUUGAAAUAACAGAUAUGAAAAGUUCUGAAGGUUUUCAGAGUACUCAAGAUACUCCGAAUGAAGUGAAAGCAUUCAUAAAUGUAGAAGAUGAUAUACAAAACGUAGUGAAAUAAAUAUGUGAUAUAUAUUGUGAGAAUUUCUGCAAAAAAAUUUAGAUUAAAAGAGCGCAAAUAUUUUCUAGAUUUUACAGUCUGUUAAAUUUAGGAUAAAAAGAUCUCUGUUUUUCAAUAUUUUGUAAUUUAGCUAUUAUUUAUUUAAUUUAGAAAUAAAAAUAUACAAA